Thalassophryne amazonica is the source of this 2180-nucleotide messenger RNA. It is a transcript of the gene hck, whose product is annotated as HCK proto-oncogene, Src family tyrosine kinase. The coding region runs from base 204 to 1712 and encodes 502 amino acids. Gene Ontology annotation, cellular component: extrinsic component of cytoplasmic side of plasma membrane. The record is from RefSeq and is a predicted model, not a curated record. Lineage: Eukaryota; Metazoa; Chordata; Actinopteri; Batrachoidiformes; Batrachoididae. Gene Ontology annotation, biological process: cell surface receptor protein tyrosine kinase signaling pathway; cell differentiation; innate immune response. Gene Ontology annotation, molecular function: signaling receptor binding; non-membrane spanning protein tyrosine kinase activity; ATP binding. The transcript is spliced from 13 exons.
CGCGCACAUAGUCAGACUUCCUCAUCCAGCUCCAGUGCGCUGCGCUCCGCCGCUCCGUGUGCACAUCUCCGAAAAGCCGAAGCGAGAAGGAUGGCAGGCGCAGAAAAGAGAUGAGGAUUAAUGUUCAGAGGCCAGUAAGAGUGCAGACGUGAAGAGAUCGCAGAGUGAAGUGACGGAUCGACGCUUUGAAACUCGGCUGCACCAUGGGCUGUGUGGGCACAAAGGAGACGGAGCCUGUCGGUAAAGGGAUGGGCAAUGAUGAACUGCAGAACCGUGCACAGACGGCCCACUACGUCAAAGACCCCACCACAGGGAACUUUGCAGGCAAAGCUGGCAAAAUUCCACCUAAUGCAAACUCUUCAGAUGCAGAGACUAUUGCCAUGGCACUAUAUGACUACGAGGCCAUUCAUGAUGGAGACCUCGGCUUCAAGAAGGGCGACAAGCUCAGAAUCUUAGAGGAGUCGGGGGAGUGGUGGAAAGCCAUGUUAAUCAGCACAGGCAAGGAAGGUUACAUCCCCAGCAACUAUGUCGCCAAAGACACUCUGGAGGCAGAAGAGUGGUUUUUUAAGGGAGUAACCAGAAAAGAUGCGGAGAGGCAGCUGUUGGCUCCUGGGAACAAAAUUGGAUCUUUCAUGAUCAGAGACAGUGAAACCAACCAAGGUAACUUCUCUCUGUCUGUCCGGGACCACGACGCCCAGUCUGGGGAAACAGUUAAACAUUAUAAGAUUCGCACUCUGGAUAACGGAGGAUUCUACAUCUCUCCUCGUAUCACCUUCCACACUCUCCAGGAGCUUGUCACCCAUUACAAGAAGCAGGGUGAUGGUCUGUGCCAAACCCUGACCAGCCCGUGUCUGAACUCCAAACCUGAGAAGCCAUGGGAGAAAGAUGCCUGGGAAAUCCCACGAUCAUCACUCAGAAUGGAGAAGAGGCUCGGUGCCGGACAGUUUGGAGAAGUCUGGAUGGCUACAUACAAUAAACACACCAAGGUGGCAGUGAAGACCAUGAAACCUGGAAGCAUGUCAGUUGAGGCCUUCAUGGCUGAAGCCAACUUGAUGAAGACUCUGCAGCACGACAAACUGGUCCGACUUAAUGCCGUCGUCACCAAGGAGGAGCCCAUCUAUAUUAUCACAGAGUUCAUGGAAAAAGGUAGUUUACUGGACUUCUUGAAGAGUGAUGAGGGGCGUCGCAUCCAGCUCCCAAAGCUUAUCGAUUUCUCUGCCCAGACUGCAGAGGGCAUGGCCUACAUUGAGCAGAGGAACUACAUCCACAGGGACUUGAGAGCUGCCAACAUCCUGGUCAAUAAAGCUUUAGUGUGUAAAAUAGCUGACUUUGGACUUGCACGUAUCAUUGAAGACAACGAGUACACAGCCAGAGAAGGAGCCAAAUUUCCAAUCAAGUGGACAGCACCUGAGGCCAUCAACUAUGGUUCUUUCACCAUUAAAUCAGAUGUCUGGUCCUUUGGAAUCUUGCUGACUGAAAUUAUUAGCUAUGGACGUACACCAUACCCAGGCAUGACCAAUCCAGAGGUAAUACGAUCCCUUGAGAAGGGUUACCGAAUGCAGCGCCUGGACUGCUGUCCCAAAGAACUGUAUGACAUCAUGCUGGAGUGUUGGAAGGACAAGCCUGAGAACCGGCCCACCUUCGAUUACCUGCAGAGUGUCCUGGAGGAUUUCUACACAGCCACAGAGAGCCAGUACCAGCAGCAGCCUUGACACAUUUUCAGUUACAGUACUGAAGAGUUCAUGCAUGCAGCCGUGCAUUUCAGUGCAUGUGCGCACACACACACACACACACACACACACACACACACACACACACACACACACACACACACACACACACACACACAUACACACAAACACACACACUCACUUACUAAAACAAGGAACUGUGCAACAGCUAACAGGGAAGAGGUUUUUAAAAAAGCACUUCCAAUUCUUUUGUUUAAAAAUAUAACCAGAGUAGACUGUUUAUGAAAAGUAUAGAAAUAAUAUAUAAUUAUUAGUGUAUAAUGCAUGUGGCUCAAUCAGCUGCACAACACAUAUGAUGCAGUUCGAUGAUAGCUAUUAGCUGAAAAUUGCCGACAUCUGCAACAGACUGCUGUCAUCUCAAUAAUAAAGCUUCCAACUGCAAAGAAGCAGUAGUUUUUUUUUUAAUUAUUGCUUGCUAUUUUUACGGAG